GUGGCUAUAACCACACUUUUCACAUCCAAGACACACACGUUGAUUGUUGACAGAGGCCCAAAGCCAUUUCCUUACAAUGUUGAAUUUGCAAGUAAAAGUGCAUCCAGUAGUGUUAUUCCAGAUAGUGGAUGCAUACGAAAGACGGAACGCCGAUUCCUAUCGAGUAAUUGGCACUUUGCUGGGGACUUCAGACAAAGGAAUUGUGGAGGUAACGAACUGUUUCUGUGUGCCCCAUAAGGAGUAUGAUGACCAAGUGGAAGCUGAACUGGCCUAUGCUAUGGAUGUAUACGAACUGAAUCGUAGAGUAAACUCCAGCGAAUCUAUCGUAGGAUGGUGGGCUACGGGCCAUGAAGUUACUAAUCACAGCUCCGUCAUCCAUGACUACUAUUCCAGAGAAUGUGUGAACCCCGUUCACCUUACUCUCGAUACGAGUUUGCAGGGCAGCCGUAUGGGCCUGAAGGCUUACGUGUGUGUCAACUUCGGCGUGCCAAAUGGCAAACAAGGCUGCAUGUUUACAUCCAUUCCAGUAGAGAUCCAAUGCUAUGAUCCGGAAGUUGUUGGCUUGCAACUGUGCCAGAAGACCAUUGGAGGGACAGGCCGACCAAGAAGCGUAAACCCCGAAAUGGACUUGGCCCAUGUGGCAGAAGCUGGACACAAAAUGAGCGCAUUGUUGGAUCAAGUCUUGGCCUAUGUGGAAGAUGUUUUAGCUGAUCGCCAGCCUCCCAAUAACGAAGUCGGCCGCAGUCUUUUACAUUUGAUCAACUCUGUGCCUCAUAUGACAUCCGACCAGUUUUCCGAAAUGUUUAACAGCAAUGUGAAGGACUUGCUAAUGGUUAUUUCACUGUCGCAGCUCAUCAAGACUCAGCUGCAAUUGAAUGAGAAGCUCACUUUUUUGACAUCGCCCUAAGUAUUGUAUUGGCUGGCUAAUAAAGGCGAUUUUUGAAAUA
Messenger RNA from Dendroctonus ponderosae (mountain pine beetle), 947 nucleotides. It is a transcript of the gene eIF3f1, whose product is annotated as eukaryotic translation initiation factor 3 subunit F. The transcript has a single exon. NCBI's taxonomy places the organism in Eukaryota, Metazoa, Arthropoda, Insecta, Coleoptera, Curculionidae. The record is from RefSeq and is a predicted model, not a curated record. Gene Ontology annotation, molecular function: metallopeptidase activity; translation initiation factor binding; translation initiation factor activity. Gene Ontology annotation, biological process: translational initiation. Bases 77 to 907 code for a protein of 276 amino acids. Gene Ontology annotation, cellular component: eukaryotic translation initiation factor 3 complex, eIF3m.